GGAUCGCUCCGUCCCGGCGUUCGGGAGCUGCGGGCGCCGAGCGGGAGCCGGAGCUGCGGCCGAUCGCGGGCAGGGAGCGCCCAUCCGCCGCUAUGUCCCACUCGGUGGUCCUGCGCGGCCCUUCUCCGUGGGGCUUUCGCUUGGUGGGCGGUAAAGAUUUCAGCGCCCCGCUGACCAUCUCCAGGGCAGCAGACAGGGGGACGGUGCCUCUGCAUGGGUGGUUAACCAGAGAGGAGGGUUUCAUGUGCUGCUUAGGGAUUGACUCUUGCAGCAUCAAGAAAGAACGUUGUAGGGGAUGGCUCCUGGAGACCUGGGGCUUACCUGGGAGCUCUGACAUCCAACCUCAGAUUAACCCUGGCAGCAAAGCAGCCAUGGCAGACUUGUGCCCAGGAGACAUUAUUCUGGCAAUUAACGGAGAGAACACGGACAACAUGACGCAUCUAGAAGCGCAAAACAAGAUCAAAGCGUGUGUGGACCAGCUGCUGCUCUCUGUGAACAGAGCUGAAGGAAAGACCUGGUCACCCCCUGUUCUGGAAGAUGGCAAAGCUCAAGCAUACAGGAUCAACAUUGAGCCGGACCCACAGGACAGUGGCCCUGCCCAGAACAGGAGGUCGAUGCCCCAUGGAUCUGGGGGCAGCCCCAUGGACAACAAGCAGAUGCUGAACAUGCAGCAUCACCAACCAACCCGGCUCUAUGCGAACAACAGCUCUGAGGUGGCGCUUCCAGGCCAGCUGAGCGGACUCCACAUCUCUCCUGCCCACAGCAUUGACCCUGUGAAGUCUCUCCCACGGAACAGAAAUGGGAUUGAUGUGGAGUCGGAUGUCUACAAGAUGCUUCAGGAUUAUGAAAAGCCUGUUUCAGAGCCCAAGCAGUCUGGAUCCUUCCGGUACUUACAGGGCAUGUUGGAGGCCAGUGAGAAUGGUGAAAAACUCGACAAACUGAGCAACCCUCGAAACAUCAAGUCCCCAGUGCCAAAGCUUGGUGGUCCCAUGUCUGGGCUGCAGAUGCUUCCCGAGUGCACGCGCUGCAGGAAUGGGAUCGUGGGCACCAUCGUCAAGGCUCGGGACAAACUCUACCACCCCGAGUGCUUCAUGUGUGACGACUGUGGCCUCAACCUGAAGCAGAGAGGGUAUUUCUUCAUCGAGGAGCAGCUGUACUGCGAGACGCAUGCCAAGGAGAGGGUUAAGCCCCCCGAAGGAUAUGACGUGGUGGCUGUUUAUCCAAACGCCAAAGUUGAACUCGUCUAAAGCCGGGCUGUGCUCUGGAGAGGUCGGGCGGCCGUGCGCCCACCCACGUCCUGCCGGCUGCGAGCAGUGGGGCUGGAAUCAACCCCGAAUACCAAAGCCCAAGUUAAAAUGCCUUUUCUAGAUAAAACCGUUUACACUUGGGAUCUCCGGGGAAUGGUGUUGAAAGCAUUCAAACAGGUUUUGCCCUUCUUUUUGACACUCUGCUUUUUGCUGUGUUGGGUUAUUAGUCUGUGCUGUAAUCUUAUCCAAGAUCUGUGUAAAUAUUGAUUAAUUCUCUACUUGCUUUCAUAUAAAGCCUGUAUUCCUUUUUUUUCUUUUUUUUUUGUGCCCUCCUCCUACUGAAGAUGUGUUAAAAGAUGUUUUAAAAGCUCAAAGAAAAUAAGGCACUUUAACAAAAGAAGCUGUCUCUUAUGUCCUGACCCUAAUUUCCUGUCCUGUGGCUGCCCCAGUGAUAAAAAACAACCUCUGAGAGUCAGGAUGAUACCAGUGGAUGCCUCACUCAGCUGUGUCCCAACAGAUGUGCCAAGGAAGGGUGGUCUCCUAAAACAGUAAUUAUAGUGAAACUCUGUGGACCAGGGCAACUGCAUUUGAGGCUGACAAGGACUGAUUCGAGUUCUUAACGUAUCUCCCCACUGAGUGUGUGAUGAGGGUUUUUUCUUCCUUCUUCUAAUUCAAUUGUUUUGUCAUCUAAUCACUCAAGCACACAUUGAAAGGACACUGCAGUAGUCUGGAGCACCCUUUGAUUAUCCUCUCCUCCUAAAUUUCUGCCCACAGCUGCCUCUGCUUUGGCCAUUGUGACUAUUCCCCAGUUUUUGCUAUAAUUUUGCCAUCCUUUAUUUCUGGAUCCUCAGAUUGCUGCUAUCUGGGUCUGCCUCCCAGCAGUGAGGGGAUGUUAAAAUCCCUCCAGGAACUUAGGGAAUAACUGGAGCUUGGGUGAGUCCCAGGUCCCAGGGCAACAGGAUUGUAUUUAUACCCAUCUCCCAAGGCUGUGCUUUCAGCCAGCUCCAUCAUCUACUUUAUUUGACAGGGGAAAGAUUUUGUAGAUCUUGAAAUGUUUCUUUGUUAGAGAAAUGUGGAUUUUCUCAUGCUAGUGCUUAGAGAAAGGGGAGAGAGAGAGAGUUGAGUUGCUCAGCUGUUGGGUACUGGUGUGCAAGGUGAUGGGAGCUGUGUCACUGGUGCCAUGAGGUUACUUCUGCUUUGCAACAGCCCCACUCUUCUUCCUCCUCACUUUGAGAGAGGAAGGAUGUAGGGGAGAAAAAGAAAUGCUUAUGCUUGCUUACCUUCCAUGGAAAAGGAAAAAAAAGAAAUGGGGUGAUGGUCAAAGCCUCCUGGCUCUCUAUAAGAGGGAAAAUUGGGAAUUGGAGGAGAGUUGGGAGCAUGAUCCUAGUUGGGGCUGAGUAGUUAAUUUCUUCCUACAGGUUCUGCACCCCAGAAGGGAUUUUUGGGUGUUACUGGUUUACAUUUAGACUACUUCAUGCAGUGCCUCACAGGGACACAACAGUUCCUGCCCUUGCUCUGCAGCCUCCCAGCACCCCAGGCUCCCUCCAGCUUGGUACCAUAGGGAUGCUGGCUGUGUGCAUUCCUGCUAGCAGCAGAACAUCCACCUCCCCCUCCUUCUGCCACCAGGAAUUUUUAAUUAUUAAAGUACAAGAAACAUGGAAAUUUUCAUCACAGUGCUGAACCAUGUUUUUCUUGUAUUUGUGUGGCCUUGCUUGGUCAGUUGGACCCUCUGAAGGGGGACUGUUUGGAACAAGUGUAAAUGAGGAGACAUGGUAAUCAGAUGGGAAGCAUUACUGCCCUGGUUUGCAGGACUGGACUUGGAGCUCCUUAGGUUGCUCUUGUUAGAAACAUUUAUUCUGAAUCCCUCUGUUAUCCUUAUACAUUGCUGGUUUGAGCUUUGGUGCCCGUAGCUUGAGAGUUCAGGCUUCACCCAAAUCCAGACUGAAUGCAGCAUGGCUGCAUGGUGGAAGACUCAUUACAUCAAUGGCAGAGGAUGCCUUUCCCUGGUUUCCAGGCAGACAGUUGGAGCUGCCAGUGGUGCUGUUUGUCACUCCCUGGGGUUCUUGUCCCCAUUUGACUCCACCUGCAUGGUGGCCAUGGCCGGCAGGAGUCUGCAGCCCUGAUACAGGGAACACCAAGAAGUUCAUAAGUUGGUUCAUUGCCCUCAUUUUAAACAGCCAGCUGAGCAGACUCCUGCCAGGGCACCCUUGGUGGUCUUGCUUGGCUGCCACACUGGUACAGCACUGGGAAUGCUGGGCACGGAGCUAUUCUUUUAAUUUGAUCCCAAGUUCCCUCAAAUCAGUAUUUCCACGUGGCAUCUCAUGAUACCCUUUCUUAGGAGUAAUCAGUUCACCUGGUCCCCCUGCAGAGUUUGGAGCUGCCUCACACAGGCCCAUCCCAGGGCACCCCAGGGCUUCAGGCCACCCUGUUCCUGUUGUGGGGCUUGCAGGAGCAGCCACAAGCGAGCGUCGCCUUUUCUGUCACCAGAUAAUGCUGUUAAACUGUAAAAUCUGGGGAGGGUGCUGUUUGUAUGAAACAAAAAAUAAAAUUGUAUUAUGGGUUUUGUCUCACA
Molecule: messenger RNA, 3819 nt
Organism: Hirundo rustica (Barn swallow)
Lineage: Eukaryota; Metazoa; Chordata; Aves; Passeriformes; Hirundinidae
Gene: PDLIM4
Product: PDZ and LIM domain 4
Exons: 9
Coding region: 93-1247 (384 amino acids)
Biological process (GO): actin cytoskeleton organization; heart development; muscle structure development
Cellular component (GO): Z disc; filamentous actin; stress fiber
Molecular function (GO): actin binding; muscle alpha-actinin binding
Source: RefSeq, a predicted model, not a curated record